This is a messenger RNA of Erigeron canadensis, 3459 nucleotides long. RefSeq lists its product as uncharacterized. Gene Ontology annotation, molecular function: DNA helicase activity. Bases 1 to 3459 code for a protein of 1152 amino acids. The record is from RefSeq and is a predicted model, not a curated record. Gene Ontology annotation, biological process: DNA repair; telomere maintenance. The transcript is spliced from 7 exons. Lineage: Eukaryota; Viridiplantae; Streptophyta; Magnoliopsida; Asterales; Asteraceae.
AUGUUUGAAUCUCAAGCUUCAGUUAACCGGAAGAAAAGGAAGGAUUUCUUGGCUGAACGUAAAAACAAGGUGGUUAGACAUGCUUCUCCCACACAGAACACGCCAUUAACAACAACUCCUUUAUCAAAUAUUACCAAUGCGUAUAAAGAUCAUGGAGAUCAAAUAUACCAAUGCUCCAAGUGUAAUGCAUUGCUAUGGGAAGCAGAAAUGUUAAGGGGUAAUACGAAUGGAAAGAAAAUUGCGUUUAGCUUCUGUUGCAAAGGUGGUGAUGUCCAGCUACCACCAGUUUCCAAACCUCCAACUGUCUUACAAAAUUUGUUUACAAGGAACAAUCCCAUGUCCAACAAUUUCAUGAAACAUAUACGAGCAUAUAACAUGAUGUUUUCAUUCACAUCUAUGGGAGGUAAGAUCAAUCAAGGGAAUUUAAAAGGCAAAGGACCCUAUGUCUUUAGAUUACAAGGACAAAAUUAUCACCGAAUGGGUAGUCUGCUACCUGCCCAAGGUGAUGAACCAAAAUUCUCGCAACUUUAUAUAUUUGAUUCGAAAAACGAGGCGGAAAAUAGAGAAAAAGCUGUGAGUUCUGGCACUCAGAAGUCAAGAAUGAAAAAAAGUGAUCUCAAACGUGACACCAUCAACAUAUUAAAGAUGUUGUUAGAUUCUUGCAACCCUCUUGUGAAAUCAUUUAGGAUGGUAAGAGAUUGUGUUAAAGAUAAUGAUUGGCAAGAUGUAAGUCUCAAACUUAUUGCCAACAAAGAUAAAGAUGGUCGACUUUACAAUUUGCCAAAAACUUCAGAAGUAGCUGGAUUAAUAAUUGGAGACAUAGAUUCACUUGAACCUAGAGACAUUAUACUGAGAAAACAGUCAGGUGGUCUUCAAAGAAUUAGUGAGUUGCAUCCUUCUUAUUUGGCUCUUCAAUAUCCACUCAUCUUUCCAUUUGCAGAAGAUGGUUUCCGUCUAGGUAUCAAACACAGAGGCAUAACAGAAGAUUCAACCAAAAGGAGAACAAAAAUGACAAUGAGGGAAUUCUUUUGUUACAGAAUGCAAGACAGACCAAAUGAGUUUUCACUGUUACUUCAUGCAGGGAAACUGUAUCAUGAGUUCUUUGUUGAUGGUUACACAAUGGUAGAAGCUGACCGAUUGUCAUAUAUUAAAUGUAACGAGAAAAAACUCAGAACUGAUACCUUCCAAAAUUUGACAACGAAUAUCGAAAAUGGCACCAUUGAUGCAUCAGAGACUGGUAAGCGUAUAUUACUUCCUUCAUCGUUUACCAGUGGGAGCAGGUACAUGAUGCAAAAGUACUUAGAUGCAAUGGCUAAAUGCAAGUCAGUCGGAUAUCCAGAUUUGCUUAUUACUAUUACUUGCAACCCCAAUUGGCCCGAGAUUUACCGCUGUUUGAAUGACAAAAAUCUUACCCUCGAAGACAGGCCGGAUAUAAUAUCUAGAAUGUUCAAGAUUAAAUUGGAUGAAAUCAUAAACGAUUUCGUGGAAGAGGAAUUCUUUGGUCCGGUGCAAGCAGUUAUUUAUACAGUGGAGUUUCAAAAAAGAGGCCUACCUCAUGCUCAUAUUUGUUUGUUUUUGGCUCCCGUAAACAAGUUUCCACGUGCAACAGAUGUUGAUAAAUACAUUAGUGCCGAAAUACCAGACCCAAAAGAAGAUCCAGAGUUGUAUGAACUUGUCAAACAGUUCAUGAUGCAUGGACCUUGUGGAGCUGAAAAUCCCAACUGUCCUUGUAUGGUUAAAGGAAAAUGUACAAAGAAUUUUCCCAAGAAAUGGAAGGAUGAAACGGCUGUCGAUUAUGAAGGUUACCCUGUAUAUAGACGUCGUAAUUCAGGAAUAACCAUAGAAAAAAAUGGUAUUCCUCUUGAUAACAGCAUGGUGGUACCUUAUAAUGCUACACUUCUCCGAAGAUACCAAUGUCACAUUAAUGUAGAAUGGUGCAACCAAUCAGGCUCAAUCAAGUAUUUGUUCAAAUAUAUAAACAAAGGACCCGAUAGAGUUACAGCAACUGUGUAUCAAACCAAUGUAGAUGGUACAACAACUCAGAACAACAAACCUACAGAUGAGGUGAAGAAUUACCUGGAUUGCAGGUACGUUUCCGCUUCUGAAGCAGCUUGGCGAAUAUUCGGCUUUGAUAUUCAUUAUAGAUACCCUCCUGUUGAAAUCUUGCCAUUUCACUGUGAAAAUGAACAGAGCAUAGUAUAUGAUGAUGAAGCCCAGUUAUGUGAUGUUGUUUUAAAUCCAACUGUCAAUCAUUCAAAGUUCCUUCAAUGGAUGAAAUUAAAUGCAGAAGAUAAAUUUGCAAGAACCUUGAAGUAUGUCGAAAUGCCACAAUUUUAUGUUUGGAUACGUAGCAAAAGGAUAUGGAAACGAAGAACUGUUGAAGGAAAUGGUUCCAUAGGGAGGAUAUGCUAUGUCCCACCAUCUCUUGGUAAAGUAUAUUAUUUAAGAAUCCUGCUCAAUCAUGUUGUUGGACCAAAAUCUUACGAGGAAAUCAUAACAGUCAAUGGACGUAAAUGUGAUAGUUACAAAGAAGCAUGUUUCGAGUUAGGACUUUUAGAUGAUGAUAAAGAAUAUGUUGAUGCAAUUUUGGAAGCAUCUCAUUGGGCAACAUCAUCAUAUCUCAGAACCUUCUUUGUCCAAUUGCUACUUUCAACUUCUGUAGCACGGCCAGAUGUUUUAUGGAAGAAAACAUGUAAAGUUUUAAGUGAAGAUAUGUUACAUAUGCAAAGAAGAAUCUUAAACUGCCCAGGUUUGCAGCUUCAAGAAGAAGAUAUUCACAACCUCUGCCUAUCAUAUAUCGAGCAAUUGUUACUUAACAAUGGUAGUACCCUCAGAAACUUUCCCGACAUGCCUUUCCCCACUACAAAUUAUGUUGCAUCACUCAAUAACCGCUUAAUUGCCAAUGAACUGCUUUAUGAUAAAAGGGCACUAAGUAUUGAACAUCAACAGUUGAGUUUUCUUCGUUUAUGGAUAUGGAGGUACAGGGAAAGACAAAUUGUGCUAAAUGUAGCUUCAAGUGGAAUAGCAUCACUUUUACUAAGUGGUGGAAGGACUGCACAUUCAAGGUUUGUUAUCCCAAUUAACAUCACUGAAAACUCUAUUUGUUCCAUAGAUCCAAGCAGUGAAUUGGCAGCAUUAAUCAAGAUCAGUAAAUUGAUCAUUUGGGAUGAAGCUCCUAUGAUACACAAACAUUGUUUUGAAGCUCUUGAUAGAACAAUGAGGGAUAUUCUAAGAUCAACCCAACCAAACAACGAAGACAAAGUUUUUGGAGGCAAAGUAGUGGUCUUUGGCGGUGACUUUAGACAAAUCUUGCCUGUCAUACCAAAAGGAACCAGAAGCAUGAUUGUAAAUGCAAGUCUAAAUUCCUCAUAUAUAUGGCAUCAUUGUAAAGUGCUUAAAUUGACUGUCAAUAUGAGGCUAAAAGUUGGAACACAACAACAAGAUUUACAAGAGCUUUAA